Molecule: messenger RNA, 1032 nt
Organism: Aspergillus nidulans FGSC A4
Lineage: Eukaryota; Fungi; Ascomycota; Eurotiomycetes; Eurotiales; Aspergillaceae
Exons: 5
Coding region: 1-1032 (343 amino acids)
Biological process (GO): carbohydrate metabolic process
Molecular function (GO): hydrolase activity, hydrolyzing O-glycosyl compounds
Source: RefSeq, a predicted model, not a curated record
AUGGAAACUUGCCAGUCAUGUCGUUACCCGAGUUUCCCAAGUACCGGAGAUUGCGAACAGUACCUCACAGACGCAACAAGAUGGUCUAUGGGCUUCAACAUUAGAUAUCGCAAGGGGAAGUUCUAUCUUCUGACCUCAUAUGUCUCGAUGUAUCCCGAUUUCGGGUUCAAAGGGCUGCUUUUCUCGACCGAGGAAAUUUACUCGGACGAAGCGAUACGGAACCGAACGGGUGUUGGUCUCCCGGAGGGGCCGCAUAUCUAUAAGAAGGACAACUGGUAUUAUCUCCGCAUUGGCGAAGGAGGUACCGAACUUGGUCACCGGCAAGUCAUUGCUCGGUCACACUCUGUAACUGGGCCGAAUGAAGGAUAUGCCGGAAAUCCCAUUUUGACGAAUUUCAAUACGACGGAGUACUUCCAGACUGUCGGCCAUGCAGACCUUUUCCAGGACGGCAAUGGCAAUUGGUGGGGAGUAGUGUUGGCAACACGCUCUGGUCCGGCUUGGAGAGUAUACCCUAUGGGGCGAGAGACUGUUUUGUUCCCCGCAACUUGGAAAAGGGAUUCCUUUGCUGUAUCCCCACCCGAGCGACCGUACUCUCUGCGUUUGCUGCCAUCAAGUCUUAAUAUUACUGGCCUUAGUGCUGCCGGGGAGAGGAUCGAGAAAACGCCUAUCACGCUGAUAAUGCGUCGACAGAGUCAUACAUACUUCACUUAUAGCGUAGAAGUAUCGUUUGUUCUGGCGGAGGAAGGAGAGGGAGGAAGGAGAGGAAGUAGCAACACAGAAUGUCAGUCCCCGGAACUACCAUCCAGGCCAUACCACUUUCAAAGGAUAUUCGAGUCCGGCUGCAGGUUCAGGCUGCGCAUGACACCCACUAUAAUCUGUCUGCUGCGCUGCCAGGACGCGAAGAUUUUGACUUUAUUUACCCUGUGGAGACUGUUCUUGUUAGCGGAGGAACUGGAAGAUUUACCGGCGUUCUUCUGGGAGUCUAUGCCACAAGUAGUGGGAGAUCAGGCUCACGCCAUCGUAUAUCAGUAG